CCUCCCCCUCGCUUUCCUUCUCUCCCCGGCGACCGACGCCUCUCGUUCUCGCGGCCUCUCCGCCGGUUCCCGUUCCCGGGACUCGGCCCCUAACAAAGAUGGCGGCGACGGGUUGGCUGGUUGCCAUGGAGAUGGGGCCUAGCGGGGCCUAGUGGAGCCUGAGGCCUGUGCCGAGGAAUCGGUGCAAGGUCAGAGCUGCAGCCCCGGCUAAAUCUUCAUGUCGCAGGGAGUCUUUUUCGAUUCAUUAGCUCAAAAUAUAUUGUGAGAUGUAAUAUCCAAUACACAGAGAACGUAACCAGCAAGCGUGAAUCUGAGUUGUCUCCUUGUUGCCCUGCCUGAUUGGAUUGUUCAGAGUGGGAAUCAGGAUGGCAUGUGCUUUGAGAGUCAGAGAUUGCUUCCAGCAGCAACUCGACCUGAUCCUGAAAGGGGGUCAUUCUAUCCCUGAGGAUCUGCAAUCUGAGCUCAAGUCUUGUGUCAACAGUACCCCCUACACGGUUCCCUUUGACCUUCUGAGAAAACUUCACAAAUUCUUACAAGAGAAAGGUUUCCCUAUCUAUCUACAUGAACUCCUGGAAGGAGCAGAAAUAUUUACACCAGAAGUGAAACUGCCGGAGAGAAACCCAGAGCUGGUGGCCAGAUUAGAGAAGAUCAAAGCGAACCUCGCAAACCAAGAGUACAGACGGAUUACCAAAAACGUCAACUGCCAGCAGGUAAACCGGUACGGCACUCUGGGAGAUUUGGGAAGACAAGUGCGAUCGGUGAAGGCAGUGGUGGUGACCAUCUUUAACUUCCUGGUGACAGUGGGGGCUGCGUUUGCCUGCACAUACAUCGGCAGUCAGUACCUCUUCACAGACUUAGCAGCGCGAGUCCUUUCUGCAUUGAUCGUGUCCUCUGUGGUCGGUUUGGCAGAGCUCUAUGUGCUUGUGCGUACGAUGGAAGGAGAACUAGGAGAGAUGUAACACGCUGCUGAAUACACUUGAAACCUCCUGUUUCACAGGAUGAGAUUUGUGUUCCAUUGGCACAGUUUAACUAGAAUCUGCUCUAUAAGCUGGUUCAGGUGACACUGCACGUUUUGGGGAUGCUUGAAGUUUCUCAUUCGAUAAAUUCUGUCUUUGCCUGGUACCUGUUGUCCUGUUGUUUCCACAUUUUUAAGUUGUCCUGGUACUGGGAGCAGUGAUGCCCCUAUUCUUCUCCAUUUGUUGCUUUGAGGGCUUUAAGGAGUCAGCUAGAUAUAGUUACAUAGCACGUCCUUCCCCUCCUCGCUGCAGCCUCCAGCAUGAGAUGAGCUUCAUAUGGUUAGUGUUAGGCCCGUUGUUCCUAGCUGGAGCGCUCUGGUUUGAAACUGAACAGUUUAGCUAUUAGUCGUAGAAUAGAUACAACACGGAAAGAGGCUAUUCGGUCCAUUGUGUCUGUGCUGGCUCUUUGCAAUAGCAAUUCACUUGGUACAAUGCUCCUGCCUUUUCUUGUAGCCUUGCAAAUAUUUUCUCUUCACAUAAUUAUGCAGUUCCCUUGAAUCUGCCCCCACCAUUCCCAAGCAGUGCAUUCCAAAUCCUAACUACUCGCUGCAUCAAAAUAUUUUUCCUUAUGUCACCAUUGCUUCUUUUGCCAAUCACUUUAAGUCGCAGUUCUCUACCCCUCUGCCAACGAGAGUAGUUUCUCCCAAUCUGCUCUGUCCAAGACCACCCCCCCAUGAUUUUAAACAUCUCUAUCAAAUGUCUUCUCAGUCUUCUCUCCAAGCAGCUCCAGCUUCCCCAAGCCACCUACAUAACAGACCCUCCCUUAGUGUCUAGAAAUCUUAUAACAUGUAAACCAAAUGACCAGGGUGAAAUAAAAUUCCAUUUUCCAGUUUA
Carcharodon carcharias (great white shark) is the source of this 1850-nucleotide messenger RNA. RefSeq names its product transmembrane protein 199 (gene vma12). Gene Ontology annotation, cellular component: endomembrane system. The transcript is spliced from 7 exons. The coding region runs from base 366 to 959 and encodes 197 amino acids. Lineage: Eukaryota; Metazoa; Chordata; Chondrichthyes; Lamniformes; Lamnidae. The record is from RefSeq and is a predicted model, not a curated record. Gene Ontology annotation, biological process: vacuolar proton-transporting V-type ATPase complex assembly.